Messenger RNA from Paramecium sonneborni, 1174 nucleotides. Lineage: Eukaryota; Ciliophora; Oligohymenophorea; Peniculida; Parameciidae. The record is from the annotation of a GenBank genome assembly.
AUGGGAGUAUAAAUUUCGAGAUUAUGUAAAUAUUUUAGGGGAAAUGAUUCAAAAGUUUAUUAAUAACAGAAUUCAGGAUCAAUUUCAUAACAUAGAUCAAAAAUAUUUGUAUUGGAUAACUCUGAUGGAUAUGAUAUUGAACCAAAAUAACAUUUUCAUCAUGCUGAGUCAAUAGUAAAAAUAGAAUGGAAGAAAGGAGAAUUGAUAGGAUAAGGAUCUUUUGGUAGAGUUUAUAAAUGUAUGGAUAUAAAGACAGGAAGAAUAUUAGCUGUAAAACAAAUCGAAUUAGGUUAUGUGGAUAAGGAAAGUUUAGAGUCGUUUCAUUAAGAAAUUAAAAUACUUAGUCGAUUGAAGCAUAAAAACAUAGUAAAAUAUUAUGGAUGUGACGAAGAUAAAAAUCAUUUGAGCAUUUUAUUAGAAUACGUAGGAGGUACCAGUGUGCAUUAUCAAAUCAGGUGGCUCGAUUACCUAUAUGAUGAAGAAAUUUAAGUACAAUCUUAAAGAGCCAGUGAUUCAAAAAUAUGUAUCAGAUAUACUACAUGGACUUGUUUAUUUACAUGGCGAGGGAAUUAUCCAUAGAGACAUCAAGGGAGCAAAUAUCAUAGUUGAUACAAAAGGAGUCUGUAAACUAGCAGAUUUUGGAUGUAGUAUAAUAGGGUCUAAUGCUUAUUCAUUAAAGGGUACUCCGAAUUGGAUGGCACCAGAGGUAAUCAAUUCCUAAGAGACAGGCAGAUAUUCAGAUAUUUGGAGUCUAGGAUGCACCAUUAUAGAAAUGUUAACAGGUGAACCUCCUUGGGGAAGAUUUCAAUCUCCUAUGCAAGCUUUAUUAACUAUUUCAUCUAAAUAAUGUUCACCACCCACUCCAAUUAAUAUAUCCUCAAAUCUAAAAGACUUUCUAGAUAAAUGUCUAUAAUUUGAUCAUAAAAAACGAUGGUAAGCCUAGAAGUUAUUAAAUCAUCCAUUCAUCACAACUAUUACAAAAAAAAUAGCUAAAUCUGAAUAGUUUUCAUUUCAAUAAAAACCCACUUAAGAACAUUAUAAUUUUGAUUUACAUGUUGCCCCCUAAUCAGGAGAUAUUAAAAGAGAUGAAGAAUAUUUGGGUAAAGAUUCUAAUCAUAUGAUCUUUUCUAAAUAGUCUUCAGAAAUUAGCGAUGAUAAACAUUUAUAGUAUUGA